CAUACACGCGCUUUGUCAAAGAGACCACGAAGAAGAGACUAAGAAAUUUUUUUGCAUCAUUUAUUAAGAAAAAAUUUAACAUUUUGCGCGUGUUUAUAUAAAAUUCAAGCUAAUUUGUUUAUAUUUAAAUAUAAAUUAAAGAAAAAACAAUAAACCAUGCCUAAACCCAGAGGAGGACAACGUCAACAAUAUAAUAGUGGUGGCGGUGGCAGCAGUGGUUCACGUUUUCAAGCCUUGAAUGACUAUCAAAAUGACCAUGAUGAUAGAGACAAUGGUGGCCGUAAAAAAGAACGCAAUACCACCAGAAGAGUUAGUUUUAAGCCUUCGGCCUUGCAAAACAAGGGCGGCAUCAAAUCCCGUUUGGCUGAAAUGGCUGUACGCACCAGGUUGGAGGAUGAUGAAGAUAUGGAUGGUUUGGUUUCACAUACUGGGUAUGAAGACCGUGGUGGUUCCCGCAGAAAGGGUUCGCCCAUACCCAAAGGCAAAUUUGGCCAGUCCCGUAAAUUAGCACCUAGUCAAUUUGGCUGGUAUCAUGUGGCGAUACAAUCUGGCCAACGUUACUCCAAAGAUGAUGUUAUACGCGCUAUACUCAGCGCCAUAUCACCCGAUAUUUUUAUACCACAAUACUGGCGCACUGAAAAAAAUUGCGUUGUCUUUUAUGUGGACGAUUAUGCUAUUGCCCAACGUCUGCAACAGAAUGAACGUAAUGUACAAAUGUCCGAUGGCUAUCGUUUAUUUAUAAGAGUACGCGCCAGUUGUCCCACAGUUACGGUGGAUGAGGAGUUAAAGGAGAAAAUUAAAUUGGUCAUGGCCAAACGUUAUAAUCCCCAUACUAAGGCCUUGGAUUUAACAAAAUUCCAUGCUGAUCCCGACUUUCGUCAUAUAUUUGUGGGUCUGUCCCGCUCAGCUGUUAUGACGGCUGUUUUGGAGAUCAUACAGAAAAAUAUACCCGAUUUGGAGGCUUUGAAUUUAAAUGAUAAUAAUCUGAGCUCCAUGGAAAGUUUCAAAAAUUUGGAGCAGCGUUUGCCGCAUUUGAAGAUAUUGUAUUUGGAUAGAAAUAGUAUACUUUCAUUGGCCCAUUUACUAGUUUUGCGCAAUGUUCCCAUUGUGGAUUUGAUGCUGAAAAACAAUCCCUUGCGCCGUCGCUAUAAAGAACAUGAUCUCUAUGUCAGUGAAGUACGACGUAAAUUUCCCAAACUUGUGAAAUUGGAUGGUGCUGAAUUGGAGCCUCAAAUUUUGUUCGAUGUCCAUGAAUCUUCAGCCUUGCCCAAGUCUCAGGCUUCCUUCUUGUGUGAUGCCUCGGGUGCUGAUAUAAUUAGACAAUUUCUAGAGCAAUAUUUUAUGAUAUUUGAUAGUGAAAAUCGCCAGCCCUUAUUGGAUGCUUAUCAUGAACAGGCCAUGAUGUCUAUGUCGGUGCCACCGGCCAGCCAAGCGGGCAGGUUACAUUCAUUUUGGAAAUUCAAUCGUAAUUUCCGUCGCAUUGUCAACAAUGAAGACGUAUCCAGAAUACGCCAACUGAAAGUGGGACGUUUGGCGGUGGUUUCUACAUUGGCUGAGUGGCCCAAGACACAACAUGAUCCCCAAUCGUUUUCAGUGGAUUUGACUUUAUUUACGCCCAAAUUAAUAUCGUUUACCGUGGCCGGUCUCUUCAAAGAAUUGGACUCUUCAUCCAAUUCAACCAACGGUGAUAUACGCUAUUUCCAACGACAAUUUGUUAUAGUACCCGCGGGCGGUGGCUUUUGUAUACGCAAUGAAAUGAUUUUAGUGACAAGUGCUACUGGAGCGCAGGCCCGCACAUUCCUUAAACCACCAGCCACCAUUACAAAUCCACAAGCAGCCGGUACUGCCCCCACAACAAGUGCUGCCGCUGGCUUACAAAAUAGUUUACAAAUGAAUCAACCAACGACCUCUGCUGCCGCUUUAAUGCCACCACCAGCUGCCGUUGCACAACCUCAACCGGAUGAAUCUAUGAAAAUACAAAUGGUACAGGCCAUGUGCGUUCAAAGUAAUAUGAAUGCUGAAUGGAGCAGAAAAUGUUUGGAGGAAACAAACUGGGAUUACAAUCAUGCUGCCUUUGUGUUUGAAAAAUUACACAAGGAGUGUAAAAUACCCCCAGAGGCUUUUAUUAAAUAAAUCCUUUAUUUUUACUGUUUUUCAUUGAUUUCUUUCUCUAUCUAUCUCUCUUAACAUUAUUUAUAUUCUAUAACCUAAGAAUUUAUUGCAUAUGAAAUAAUAUUACAUACAUAUUUUGUUUAAUGGAAAAAAUUAAAAUUAAUAAUAGCUAAACAAGAAAAAUUCUGUUAUGAAAUAUUUUAAUAACAUAUCGCUUGAAGAAAUAGCAAUUAUUUUAUUAUUAUUAUAAAUAUAUUUUUUUUACAAAUUUCUUUAACCUCAAAACUUUCAUUUAAAUCUUAUUUAGUUUAUAAAUUGAACACCCCCCGCCAUAUGGCUUUCACUUUAUUGUAACUUUCCCUUAUCCUACUAACACUUUUUUUAUUAUUAUUUGUUAUAUAAAUUGAAAAAAAUAAUAUAAAUUACACUGCUAUUUUGUAAAAUUUUGAAUGUGCGUUUUUUUAAAUUUAGUUAUUAAAUAUUAUUAAAUACAUUUUGUAAAUAGUUUUUUUUUAUAUAUUUUCACUUUGUUUUUCUAAUAAACAAAUAAGCAGCUAUCUAAAUUAAAAAAGAAAAUAGAGAAUGAUAUUGAAACAAAAGAAAGAAUAAAUAAUUUUAAGCCUAAAUAAUAAAUAAAUUUAAUUAAUAUCUAUAUGUAACUGUAACAAGAAGAAA
Molecule: messenger RNA, 2787 nt
Organism: Calliphora vicina (urban bluebottle blowfly)
Lineage: Eukaryota; Metazoa; Arthropoda; Insecta; Diptera; Calliphoridae
Gene: sbr
Product: small bristles
Exons: 11
Coding region: 157-2133 (658 amino acids)
Biological process (GO): poly(A)+ mRNA export from nucleus
Cellular component (GO): cytoplasm; nucleus
Molecular function (GO): RNA binding; protein binding
Source: RefSeq, a predicted model, not a curated record